Messenger RNA from Lolium rigidum, 6499 nucleotides. RefSeq names its product helicase and polymerase-containing protein TEBICHI. The transcript has 27 exons. Lineage: Eukaryota; Viridiplantae; Streptophyta; Magnoliopsida; Poales; Poaceae. Bases 1 to 5901 code for a protein of 1966 amino acids. Gene Ontology annotation, biological process: double-strand break repair; DNA-templated DNA replication. Gene Ontology annotation, molecular function: DNA-directed DNA polymerase activity; DNA binding; ATP binding. The record is from RefSeq and is a predicted model, not a curated record.
AUGCCGACAAUUCCGCGGCGGUGCCAUGCGGGCCGUGGGGACGACGCGGAUAUGAAGAGGUUCACGAUGGAGUUCUUGUCCCAUUACUGCAGUGCUAUCCCGCCUGCUAUGCCUGAUGCUGGCAAGGCCGAGCCAGACAAUAAGCAGCAGAAGCGGAGCGCAGGCCACUCGUUCUUGGUUCCUUGCGACGAGAGAUCUGCCAAGAAGCAGUGUCUUCCCAAUGUUAAGGAUUUAGGCGAUAACAUGCCUGUCGCUAAUCACGGUGGUUCAGAGUUUCUCCAGGAAUCAGGCCAAGGGGCAAAGCUCAGCGGUGAGGGGCUUGCGGCCGUGCAAAGAUGUAGCUUUACCCCAAACACUGCACAGAAAAAGGUUGGAUUUUCUGGCGAGACCCCCAAAUCUGCGUCCUCCCUCAUAUCACCAGGGGAGGACUUCUGGAAUGCCGCGAUGGAAUUUGCUGAUGGCGUCUCCGCUCUGGCUGAUAAGGGUCCUAAAAGGCACUGUAAUGUGGCUGAGGACAAGUCAUCGUGUGCGCUUGCACUGGGUUCUAAGGCUCUUCCUAGAUCAGGAAAUGAUGAAUUGAACUGUGAAAGUACAGUAGGUAGCAAUCCUAUGAAGCAGAUAGACAAGUUCUCAAAUACGGUAGAUUUAGCAGCGGCAGCAAAUAUACAGCAUGAAAGCAACUCUCCUUUGCCUGUGAAGCAUUUGAACUUCUUUCAUGAGGAUGAGAUUCAAGUUUCAGGCUUGGAAGGUAAAGAAAAAGGUGUCUCUGUUCCUGGAAGUGCACAAGUGAACAAGGGGCGACUGACGGAGAGUAGCUUUCAUAGGACGGAGAACCUCAUGGAUUCUGUAGAUGACAUGAAGAGAGUCACUUCUGAUCCAGACACCGAUUCUCCGGUCAUGGUUCCUGGUGAAGGUCUGUUCAAGUCAAAAACUGCAGGGAGUGACCUCAAUCAACUGACCCAGGGUGGCACUAAAUCGAUUGCUGCAAGCAAGCCUAACAGAGAUUCCAAGAGUAUGUUUGCUUCUCAAAGAGUGGAAUCUAGCACUCCUACUAGCUCUGUUCCUCCAAAGGACCACUCCAAGCUCUCCAGUUGGCUCCCUCCCGAGCUUUGUGCUAUAUACAUGAAAAAGGGCAUUCCGGGGCUAUAUCCAUGGCAGGUGGAAUGUUUACUUGUGGAUGGUGUCUUGGAGAAACGCAAUCUUGUAUAUUGUGCAUCAACGAGCGCUGGUAAAAGUUUUGUUGCUGAAGUUCUGAUGUUGAGACGGAUAUUAUCCAGUCAAAAGAUAGCAAUUUUAGUCCUUCCCUAUGUUUCAUUAUGCGCUGAAAAGGCUGAACAUCUUGAGCAACUUCUUGCGCCACUGGGUAGACAUGUCCGUAGCUAUUAUGGAAAUCAGGGGGGAGGGUCACUUCCUAAAGAUACAUCAGUUGCUGUAUGUACCAUAGAGAAGGCUAAUUCUUUGGUAAACAAAUUGUUGGAGGAUGGCCGCCUUUCUGAACUUGGUAUAAUUGUAAUAGAUGAGCUUCAUAUGGUUGGUGAUCAACACAGAGGGUACCUUUUGGAGCUGAUGCUGACAAAGCUUCGGUAUGCCGCUGGUGAAGGAAAUUCAGAGUCAUCUAGUGGAGAAACUUCAGGUUCUAGCAGUGGGAAGACGGGUGCCACUCAUGGAUUGCAGAUUAUUGGUAUGAGUGCUACUAUGCCCAACGUUGGAGCCGUAGCUGAUUGGCUUCAAGCCGCACUUUAUCAAACUUCCUUUCGACCUGUCCCACUGGAGGAAUUUAUUAAAGUUGGUAAUCAAAUAUUUGAUAAGGACAUGAAUAUUGUUCGCGUUCUUCCAAAAGUAGCUGAUCUUGGUGGUAAGGAUCCAGACCAUAUUGUUGCAUUGUGUAAUGAGGUUGUGUUGGAGGGCCAUUCUGUUCUUUUGUUUUGCUCUAGCAGAAAAGGCUGUGAAUCAACUGCAAGACAUAUUGCAAAGUACCUGAAAGUAGCUUCUGGUCGCUCAAAAGAAGUUGGCUCAGAGUUUCGAGAUGCUGCAUCUGCAGUUGAAGCCUUGAAGAGGUGUCCUGCUGGGUUAGAUCCUGUAUUGGAAGAAACCAUUCCAUUUGGUGUUGCAUACCACCAUGCUGGUCUGACGGUUGAGGAGAGAGACAUUGUGGAAACAUGCUACCGUAAAGGUCUUGUCCGAGUUUUGACUGCCACAUCAACUUUAGCUGCUGGAGUAAACUUACCUGCCAGACGAGUUAUAUUCAGGCAACCAAGGAUAGGUCGUGAUUUCAUCGAUGGGACCCGCUAUAGACAGAUGGCUGGCCGCGCUGGUCGAACUGGAAUAGAUACAAAAGGAGAGAGUAUACUUGUAUGUAGGCCUGAAGAGGUAAAGAGGAUAACAGGUAUUGUUAAAAGUGAUUGCCCUGCCUUACAGUCAUGCCUCUCGGAAGACAAAAAUGGAAUGACUCAUGCAAUCAUGGAGGUUGUUGCUGGUGGGAUCGUGCAAACUGCAAGUGAUAUCCAUCGAUAUGUGAGGUGUACGUUGCUUAACUCUACCAAACCUUUUGACGAUGUUGUUAAGUCUGCUCAAGACUCUCUUCGUUGGUUAUGCCAUAAAAGGUUUGUUGAGUGGAAUAAUGAAACCAAAAUAUACUCCGCCACUCCACUUGGGCGAGCAUCUUUUGGCAGUUCUCUUAAUCCUGAGGAAUCACUGGUUGUGCUUGAUGAUCUUUCAAGGGCAAGAGAAGGUUUUGUUCUAGCAUCUGAUUUGCAUUUAGUCUACUUGGUAACACCGAUAAACGUAGAUGUUGAACCUGAUUGGGAAUUGUAUUAUGAGAGGUUCAUGCAAUUGUCUACUCUUGAGCAGUCAGUUGGCAAUAGGGUUGGAGUAAUAGAACCUUUCUUGAUGCACAUGGCUCAUGGGGGAGCAAUGCCUAUUCGUGGAAGGCCUAAGAGAAAUACCAGUGGAGGUUCUGGUGGAAAUGCUCUUAUUAAUGAUCAGUCGCUUAGAGUAUCAAAGCGCUUUUAUGUGGCGUUGAUGAUAUCCAGGCUUGCUCAGGAGGUUCCUGUCACUGAUGUUUGUGAAUCAUUUAAAGUUGCCAGAGGUACUAUUCAAGGCUUGCAGGAAAAUGCUGGCAGGUUUGCUUCAAUGGUUUCUGCCUUUUGUCAGAGACUUGGUUGGCAGGAUUUAGAAGGCCUUGUUGCCAAGUUUCAAAACCGUGUCUCCUUUGGAGUUAGGGCAGAGAUCGCAGAACUUACAUCAAUUCCAUUCGUCAAGGGCUCACGUGCAAGGGCUCUUUAUAACUCUGGUUUACGUACCCCUGUUACCAUUGCUGAAGCAUCUGUUCCUGAAAUAGCAAAAGCUAUUUUCGAAUCUACUUGGUCUGGUCAAGAUGAUCAUGGUUUACGAAGAAUGCAAUUUGGUAUAGCCAAGAAAAUAAAAAAUGGAGCUCGCAGAAUUGUUCUUGAGGAGGCAGAAGCAGCCAGAGUAGCAGCAUUCUCAGCUUUCAAAUCACUUGGGGUAGAAGUUCCUCAAUUUACCACACCUCUCCUUCCAGCUAGUGAGGACUCUCCACCUCGAGAUGUCAUGGUGUCUCCUGUUGGAGAUCAUGCUAAGUGCCACGAGUCAGCUUUAGGGACACAUAUUGGUGAUGGAAGGGACAUGUGCUCCAAUUAUGUUGCUCAAAGGGCGUCUACAGAGAUUGUACGGGAGGAUAUGCACCCUGUUUUCUCCAUUCAAAUAAAAGAAAGCGAGGGAAUAGCAAACAGUGUCAACAUUGGUACUAUGCAAGAAGAAGCAUCACCUUUGUCGACAGCAAUUAUUAGUCAGUCGCUCAGCAGAAAUGUGGCUGACAAAGGUCCUGUCAAUGCAUGCAACUUCCCUGGAGGGUUCAAUAGUUUCCUUGAUCAAUGGUCAUCUGUUAAUGAUUUUUCUUUUGAUCUUCAUUUUGUUAGGAGAUCAACUAAACGAUCUUUGACCAUUUUUGAAAUUCUUGGGUUGGCUGUUUGUUGGGAAAAUUCACCUGUCUACUACUGCAAUUUCCCAAAAGACCUAACCCCAACUGGUAUCAAUGAGUCCAUUGAAAUGUGGGAAGAAUUUAAGAGAAGAUGGAGUAGAAUAAUUGGCAUCAUGCAGCAAAAGAGCGUCAGGAAAAUGACAUGGAAUUUGAAAAUCCAGAUUCAGGCACUUAAAUCUCCCUGUGUUUCUUGUCAACGGCUUGCUAGGCUUCGCCUCGACCAUAAAACAUUGAACAACAUUGAUGUCCUUGACAGCACAUAUGUGUUACUACCACCCAUCUCUGUCUAUAAUGGAUUAGACAUAUGCUUGGUGGCAUGGAUUCUCUGGCCAGAUGAGGAGAGCAAAACAGCGCCAAACCUUGAGAAGUUGGUGAAGAGGCGGCUACAUAGUGAGGCCGCAGCAGCAGCAAAUCGGGAUGGCAGAUGGAGAAAUCAGAUGCACAAAGCAGCUCAUAAUGGUUGCUGUAGGCGUGCUGCGCAGACAAGAGCACUCGGUUCUGUUUUGAGGAAGUUACUUGUUUCUGAAAAGCUCAAUGAUUUGGUUGAAACCAUCGAGGGUCCAUUGGUAAAUGUUCUUGCUGAUAUGGAACUCUGGGGAAUUGGUGCUGACAUGGAUGCAUGUCUCAGAGGGAGGCAUAUUAUAAUAAAAAAGCUGAAGGAGCUAGAGAAAGAAGCAUACAAAUUAGUGGGCAAGAGCUUCUCGCUGAAUGCAAAUGCUGACAUCGCUGACAUUCUUUUUACACACUUAAAACUGCCAGUCCCAAAAGGUUGCGAGAAAGGGAAGUUGCAUCCUAGCACUGACAAGCAGUGUCUGGACCAUCUGAGGGAUGUGCACCCAAUUGUCUCAAUAAUAAAGGAGCAUAGAACAUUGGCCAAACUGCUGAAUGGCACAUUGGGGUCUAUCUGUUCACGGGCUCAGUUGUGCAAUCAAUCCCAAAGGUACAUCAUACAUGGAAAUUGGCUGCAAACAUCAACUGCUACUGGCCGUCUAUCAAUGGAAGAGCCAAAUCUCCAGUGUGUUGAGCAUGUGGUGGAUUUCACAACAGGAAAGAAUGAUGAAGAUUGCACAAGCACGUCAAUGGUUGAUCAUCAUGAAAUCAAUGCCCGUGAUUUUUUUGUUCCGACUCAAGAUAACUGGUUGUUGGUAACAGCCGAUUACUCGCAGAUUGAGCUGCGUUUUAUGGCACAUUUUUCUAAGGAUCCUGUAUUGAUCGAGCUUCUAAGUAAACCAGAUGUUGAUGUGUUCACUAUGAUUGCUUCAAGAUGGAUUGGCAAAGAAGAGUCCUUAGUCUCUUCUAAGGACCGAGAAAACACAAAAAGAUUUAUUUAUGGCAUCCUGUAUGGAAUGGGUGCCAACUCCCUUGCAGAGCAACUUGAAUGCAGGCCAGAGGAAGCUGCACAGAAAAUUCAAAGCUUUAAGAGAUUCUUUCCUGGCGUUUCUUCAUGGCUACAAGAAGCUGUAGCAUCAUGUCGUCAAAAAGGAUAUGUGGAGACCUUGAUGGGACGGAGACGUUUUCUUUCAAAAAUUACCGCUGGAAAUAGCAAAGAAAAAGCAAAAGCACAAAGACAAGCAGUUAACUCUAUUUGCCAGGGUUCUGCUGCUGAUAUUAUCAAGGUGGCCAUGCUUAAGCUUCAUUCUGUAAUUACCAAUGGGAGUAGCGCAGUUGAUUCCAUGGAUGGGCUUAUGCAGAAGUUUUCAGGAAUCAGAGGGCACUGUCACCUUCUUUUGCAGGUGCAUGAUGAACUUGUGAUUGAAGUUGACCCUUCUAUGGUAGCAGAGGCUGGAAAGCUGCUACAGAUAUGCAUGGAAAAUGCAGCUUCACUCUUGGUACCUUUACGUACCAAAAUAAAGGUUGGAAAAACUUGGGGUUCUCUUGAGCCUUUCCAGCCAGAGCCUUGAUGCUAUGAUAGAUGCCACUUCCAAUUACCCAGGAAUCAUAUUUUUCAUCAUACAUUAGGACUAACUGAUGGGCUGGUGGUUGCCUAGUGCCUUUUUGUACAGUAAUAUCGAAUCAUGGCAAUGGAUGCGGUGGUGCCCUAUGAAGGUGAUUAUCCUGGCAUUGAUCAUUCAGAGAUUCUCGGUGGCAAGAGCAUGCGCAGUCCUUCCAACUUGGAGGAUAUCCACUGAGCAAGCUUUCAUAUAUUCUAUGAAUGCAUUGCCUGAAGUGUAUGGCUUCUUGCUUGCUGGGAAAUCUGAGAGAGCGGACUCGUGGCGACAAGAAAGAGCUUCCCAUCUUGAGAAACCUCCAUCAUUAGGGAUGAGGCCGCCCACUGAAACCUAGUUGGGGGCUCCAUUCCCUUUAAUCCCGGCUGAGCUGCAUUUUGUGCACCCUUGGGCUGCUGUACAUAAAAGUAGGUGUUGACUGGACAGAUCUGUGCAUAUUGUACAACUGAAUUGCUGGAAGGGGCAGAAGAAUAGUUUUGACGCAUACGUAUUGCCCCUGGAGAUAAUCACUGUGUAGAUAAUUGUAAUUGCUGUGGUGUUACUUGUGUUCAUU